AUGACUGUCAAAGCAAUAGCUCUCCUUGGGGUUAGUUUGAUAUCACUUUCCGUGAUUCAGCCCUGCCCAGCACCAAUUCCACUGAUCGUCCCACUCGUUAGCAUGGUGGCACCUAUUAUAGGAGAAGUCGUCCAGGCUGGGGUCAAUGUUGCGCAAGGAAAGUCAUCAAAGCUGAAGAGAGGAAGUGAUACCGAUCCUUUCGUCGACCUCGAUGUGCGGAUGGAGCUGCCGACUGGGAUUCACCAGCACGACGUCGACCUGUGUAAGAACGCGAAUAAAAACAGCACAGGUGUGAAAGUCAUUCAAGAAAGUGACACAUCUGUUCGGGUCGAAAACGUGGAGCCAGAGUGCAUGGUUUUAGCCAGUCUAUUCAAAGACGAGGGUACCCCUCAGCCUUGCGGUUCUGAUUGUCUGAAGUACGUCAACGUGGAUCCAAAGCAUGUGAAUGACUUCAUUGCGGAGGCCAAGAAAUAUCUGUAG
Messenger RNA from Talaromyces rugulosus, 480 nucleotides. RefSeq lists its product as uncharacterized. The record is from RefSeq and is a predicted model, not a curated record. The transcript has 2 exons. NCBI's taxonomy places the organism in Eukaryota, Fungi, Ascomycota, Eurotiomycetes, Eurotiales, Trichocomaceae. The coding region runs from base 1 to 480 and encodes 159 amino acids.